AUGCCUCCCCACGAAGGACUGGUACACCUCAAAGAAUACGAUAUUAAAGACAGUAAUGUAGAAUUGAUUGGAACAGAUCUUGACCAUCGUGUCAAGUACAAUUCUGCUGCCUCCGAGCCUGCCUGGAAUAAUGGCAAGAUAGGCCAAGAGCCUGGUCUUUUUAUUUGGCGAAUUGAGAACUUUGAAGUCAUCCCCUGGCCUCAAGAGAAAGCUGGCCAGUUCUACGAUGGAGACAGUUUCAUCGUGCUGCAUUCUUACAAGGUUGGCGAUCAUGACAACCUAGGUCAUGACAUUUUCUUUUGGCUGGGGAGCAAAACCUCCCAGGAUGAGGCUGGUACUGCUGCCUAUAAAACCGUUGAAUUGGACGAAUUCUUGCAUGGAGCUGCCACUCAGCAUCGCGAGACUCAGCAGCAGCCCUCUGACGAAUUCCUGUCUCUGUUCAGUCACAUCUCAAUUCGGUCAGGGGGUGUGCGCUCUGGAUUCACGCACAUUGAACCGGAAGAUGCAAAAGAGGUGCUUACGCUGCUCCGCAUCUUCAAGAACCCUGUGGCUGGCCGCGCAAACUCUAUCAUUGUUCAUGAAGUCGAGCCGACUUGGCAAAGUCUGGAUGAGAACGAUGUCUUUAUCUUAGACAAGGGUGACAAGAUCUGGGUUUGGCAAGGAAAGAAAUGCAGCCCGAUGGAAAAGGCCAGGGCAGCACAAGUAGUUAACGAUAUGACUCUCGCAAAGCAUAUCGAUGUCGAAGUGCUCUCGCAGCUUGAAUCCCGGUCUCAUAUUAUAGUCGACUUGCUAGGUGGGAAGGAAGCAGAUCAAUCUGCAUUUCAAGCUGCUAGACCUGGAUCCUUUGCAAAGACCACUGGAAGCGAGAGUAAGCUCUCUCGUCCGCGCAAGUUGUUCAGACUCAGCGACGCAUCUGGUACAUUGUCCUUUGAUCUCGUCAAGGACGGAGACCAGGUUGGGAAGUCUGACUUCAACGCCGGAGAUGUCUUUCUCUAUGACACUGGUAACCGACUAUGGGUCUGGCAGGGCCAGGAUGCCAGUAAAAGAGAGAAAGAUUCUUGGAUCAAAGUCGCACAAUCAUAUAUUCGCUGGCUUGAAGAAGGCCAAGAUAAUUCAAAGGCCUACCUUACCCCGAUUUCAAAGGUUGUACAAGGUCAUGAAAGUUCUGCAUUCUUAAAAUCAAUUGCAGUUUGA
Messenger RNA from Penicillium taxi, 1194 nucleotides. RefSeq names its product gelsolin family protein. Gene Ontology annotation, molecular function: actin filament binding. The record is from RefSeq and is a predicted model, not a curated record. NCBI's taxonomy places the organism in Eukaryota, Fungi, Ascomycota, Eurotiomycetes, Eurotiales, Aspergillaceae. The transcript has a single exon. The coding region runs from base 1 to 1194 and encodes 397 amino acids.